GUAAGUGGUGGGCGUGUCCUUUCCACUACAAAGACACACACGCGAUGCCCUGACCACGUUAGUUGAAUAUCUGCAAGUGGAUAGAGCACAUUGGAGCGCUGUGUUUCCUUUCUUUGAUACAAAUUCCGAGCUGUUACCAGGAAAGAAUCAAGAUGAUGGACGUCGGGAGCGGCGUGGACGGGGGUCAGUCCGCCCAGUACCCAACAGGCUACGGCCCCAUGUCGUCACUGCAAGACUUCUACUCCAACUCCCAGCACUGUUCCUACUCCAACCCCGGUCGCUUCGGGCAGGGGGGAAUGUACCGUGCUCACCCCCACUUCCCCACGCCCCUCCACUCCUGGCUGGGCUCGGACAAGAUGGCCGCUGCUGCCGUGGCCCCCACCGCCUACAACACACCCGCCGCCUCCUGGCACACGCCCUUCGCUAAGACCUACCAGCCCACGCCCACGCCAGCCCACCAGACCCACCAGCCCACACAGGGGUAUGCUGGGUACGGAUAUCCACCCACACCCCCUGAUGAUUCCCCCACAGCCGCCACACAGCAGGGGCCACCACCCCCGCCGCAGCAGCAGCCGCACGAGCACCCCAUGAGCACCAGCCCCAUGCCGCAGCAAGCACAGCAGCAGCCACAGCCCGAGCCGCCCGCCGCCCGCAUGACCCCAGACCGGGUCACAGCCUCACCCGCCGGUGCCACCAUCGCGGGCGUGAACGACAUCAAAAGUGACUCCUCGUACACACCAGUCUUCAGCUCCUCCUUCCCCUCCAAGCCGUCCCUGUCCCUCUCCCCCGCCCACUCCACCGCCCACCCCUCGGGCUACACAGGCUAUCCCUCCCACACCUCCAUGGACUUCGCGCACACUGGGUACUCGAGCUUCUACCCCUCCUCGGGCAUGACGUCCAUGUUCAGCAAGCCCUUCCCCAGCGUGCCGUCCACACCCAUCUCCCCGUCACAGGAGAAGUCCAAGAACUCCAAGCGAUCCAGCACCGAGGGCCGUGAGUGCGUCAACUGCGGCGCCACGUCGACGCCGCUGUGGCGACGCGACGGCAACGGUCACUACCUGUGCAACGCCUGCGGCCUGUACUACAAGAUGAACGGACAGAACAGGCCCCUCAUCAAGCCCAAGCAGCGCACGUCCGCAAAUCGUCGGGAAGGAACAUCUUGUGUGAACUGCAAGACUCAAACGACGACCUUGUGGCGACGGAACCAGAACGGCGAGCCAGUGUGCAACGCCUGCGGUCUCUACUACAAGCUGCACAACGUCGCUCGCCCGCUGUCCAUGAAGAAAGAAGGCAUCCAGACCCGCAACCGCAAGCUGAGCUCCAAGUCCAAGAAGAAGAAGGGAAUGCUGGGCUUCCCUGAUAUGCUGAAGCCCCUGGACAAGGGCGGCUUUGGCGGCUUUGGCACCGGCGGCUCCGGAUUCGGCUCCAUGUCCCACUACAUGUACGGCGGCCAGAUGCACGGCUCCUCCAUGGCGGGCGGCUUCAUGUCAGCGCCGCCCAUGCACGGCAUGUCCGCCAUGUCAGGAGGCCUGGGCAGUCUGGGCCUGUCAUCCGCCGCCGCAGCCUCCGCAGCCUCGCUAGGGCUGAGUUCGGGUUUCUGCACCGUGGCUGCGUAAGGACACGCCCCGCAGCCUCCCCGAGGAGCGGCCCGAUAUGGGAAGCUCCAGGGCACCACGUCCGACUAUAGUGUACAAAUUGGUGUGAUGAGCAGCGGCACAAAGGGCGGAGCGGCAGGCGGGAGCGGGCAGGCGCUGCACCACUACUCUAGUGUAUAUAGUGUACCAUAGACCAAAUAGAGAAUAUUUAACUCAUCACAAUUUUCUUGUCUUAGAUUAAGUUGAGCAACAUAUUGCAUAUUGUAAUAUCGCUAAUGUAACUAUGUGACGGAAAUAAACUGAAAACUUGAA
This is a messenger RNA of Portunus trituberculatus (swimming crab), 1907 nucleotides long. Its product is annotated as GATA-binding factor 3-like. Gene Ontology annotation, cellular component: nucleus. Gene Ontology annotation, biological process: positive regulation of transcription by RNA polymerase II; cell fate commitment; negative regulation of transcription by RNA polymerase II. The transcript is spliced from 6 exons. Bases 153 to 1616 code for a protein of 487 amino acids. Lineage: Eukaryota; Metazoa; Arthropoda; Malacostraca; Decapoda; Portunidae. Gene Ontology annotation, molecular function: RNA polymerase II cis-regulatory region sequence-specific DNA binding; DNA-binding transcription factor activity, RNA polymerase II-specific; zinc ion binding. The record is from RefSeq and is a predicted model, not a curated record.